AUGAACUUGCAUAGAGAGACUUCGAGUAUCUAUUCAGACUCUUUUGAGUUGGACUACAUUCUCGAGCACUUAACCACAGAGAGACAGAGACAGGACAGUGAUAUACUUCAAGCGCUCGAAGCCGAGUAUUCCCAUCUGAGUCAAACCCUUAUAAAGGUCAAAGACAUUUGGGAGAUCACAUACUCCUGUAUGCAGCAAGUCACGGAGACAUUGAAGCGCCUAGCUAUACUACAGAGUGAAGCCCGCGGAGCGAUUGAUAGCGAGGCUUUGCGAUGGAAAAGUUCUAGCAACACAAUCAUAGCAUCUCGGUUGAGUCUGAUGGCACUCAGAGAUCUCCAGCUCACUGAGAAGGAUCAUAAACAGCUUUCUCAUUAUCCGUUCACUACCGAAGACAUUGUUUCUCUCAAGACGACAUGGGAAUGUAUCCGUUCGCGUUUCGCUAAAGCUCUCACAAAUAGAGACAGGCAUCCAUUAGGGAUCCAUCCCAAGUCAGAUUGGAAUAACUAUGUAUCAAGGUUUGCGAACCAGGACCAUUACCUGGAAGGUCAAUUACACUUGAAGCAGCUCAGUCUAGGUUACAGGCUUGAACAGACCACCGUCCUGGAGUACCUCGGCCUUCUCAGAGAUAGCAAAACGAAGUAUCCAAUUGCGGAAAUAUGCACUAUUAAGCAAGACACCGACGUUGUGGAAAUCCUCAACUCUAUUCAAACGCGACCCAGGAUGCUACCAAUCCAGCAUGGUGCCCGCUGGCUGUUUGCAGCGAUUUACGACGACACUAUCCACUGGUAUGAUAGUGAUCCCGGCAGCGAAGCGCUCUUACCAAUCCCUAAAACGAGCGUUCCUAUUUAUGCAGCUGGGCCAAAGCACAGUUUGUCACGACCAGAAGAUGCAGGGUUACUCAUGCUUUUUGGGUUACGACAAGUCGCUAAUACGUUUGCUCACACCCGCGAUCCAAAGCCUGAGUUGGCCGAGGAUCUACGCGCUCAACUUCUGGUUGAGCUCCUGUCACAAAGGCUCGACCCUACGGAGCAUGACUUUGAAGAACUAAUCUUCGCCCAAAGGGUUAGUGCUCGUCAGGCAGAUGAAGCCCAGUCAGCAUAUUUCAGCGAAGCUAUGCUAGGCAUGGAAUCCCCUCGAAGUAGCCCCGCCUCACUGCCAACCUUUCCAAGAGAAGCAAUACAUUCAGAUCCCAAUCGAGUGGCGCCCAUGCAGGACGAUCGCAAAGCUAUUCUCUCUCUGCUUUACGAUGCAGUCCGCGUUGUCAGAUCUGUCCGAAUUAAACGAACGAAUGACAUCUGUACUCUAUGGACUAUAGUUCAAGGGAGCAAUCUUAAGAGUGAGCUUCAUAGGCGUUACAGUUGUGCACUGUUCUUUAGAAGCUUUCAAAUUCUGGAGAAUCUGAAUGCUGAGACCUUAGAGCACAACUAUGGUAUCGACAAGCAUACAUUUCGUCAGAUGAAAAAAGACCACCCAAAACACAAGAUCUGGGACGAUUGCCUUCGUCUUCAAGAACAGCUAGGACUCGGCCAAUACGGCAAUGCCCUGCUAUGCGUGCCAUUACACGGCAGAGCGGGCGGGAGAAUAAGCGAGGUCUACCAUACGGAGAUUUCAGAGAUUUCUAGCCGCCUUCGAAACGAUGGUGAUCCGCUUGCCGAACAGCUAGCUAAGGCUGUGCCUCUCUGCAGUGCAAUUCUGGCGGCGGAACUUCCAGAAUAUCGGCUCAUGAUCGAGGACUUCAAGUUCAAGGCCCGCGACUCCUUAACAGAUAGCCUCUACGCAGCAUUCUUAAGCUUGGAGCCCCGACCUAGAGUACCGAUUGCUAGCCUGCGCAGGCAUUAG
Messenger RNA from Microdochium trichocladiopsis, 1839 nucleotides. RefSeq lists its product as uncharacterized. The transcript has 3 exons. Bases 1 to 1839 code for a protein of 612 amino acids. Lineage: Eukaryota; Fungi; Ascomycota; Sordariomycetes; Xylariales; Microdochiaceae. The record is from RefSeq and is a predicted model, not a curated record.